This is a messenger RNA of Adineta steineri, 6816 nucleotides long. The record is from the annotation of a GenBank genome assembly. NCBI's taxonomy places the organism in Eukaryota, Metazoa, Rotifera, Eurotatoria, Adinetida, Adinetidae.
AUGAAUAAAUCACUGACUUAUAAUGAAAUUGAAAAUCAUUUUAAUUCAUUAUCCAAUUUAUAUUUUUUAUUUGGUAUAAAUAUUCAUCGACCAUUUAUAAAUGAAUAUGAUCAAAUACAUGCGGAUGCAAGUCUAUUUAUCAUAGUUAUUUGUAAAACUAAUUCAUCAGAUUGUAUUUCCAAAGGUGGGUCAUUACCAAUAAAAUAUAAACUUGAAUUUAUUAUUGAUGGUGUACCAUAUACUAAUAAAUAUUCGAAAAUUGAUCAUCAAUGGCAUAGAACUAAAAUAGUUAAUUAUGAUUUUCUUUACGAACCAAUUAAUUCUCAGUUAUGGUAUGAUCAACCAGAGAAUGAAAAAGGUUCAAUUUGGAAAAAUUUUAUUAUGAAUAUGGAUUUAUCCCAAAAUGAAAAUAUUUAUUCAAAAUGGGUUGAAUUUGAUAUCAAAAUUAAUGAUGCUGGAAUUCAAUUUAUCGAAGGACAACAAAUUUAUAAUAAUAUUACAGUACAACAAUUUACAUUACACUUUUUUGUUCCAACAUUUCAAUGUUUACAACCACCAUUGAUUUAUUUCGAUGAUUUUCUUACUACUAAAACUUAUCUAUCAGCUUUUCAUUUACAAUUAAUGUCUGAUAAAUGUCAUCUACAUAAAUAUACAUGCCAUUUAGAAAUGAUACAAUCACAAAUAGAUACAUCAGGAUUGACAAACAAAACACUGCCUUCAAGUAAGAUAAUUAAUAUAACUACGAACCAUUUAUCAUUAUUUACACAACAAAUUUCCUAUGAACAAAUAAUAAAACCAACCAAUUUUAUUGAUCAUAUUUUUGAACAAAUAAUCAUUGAAAAUAAUUCGUUAUUUUAUACUACGGAAAUUUAUCGUAAUGCAACAUGUACUAAUAAAAAUUCUCUAACAUCAAGAGAAUUUACUUUAUGCACACAAGAUAAUUAUAAAAAUGAAUCUGUAAUAAGAAGAUUUCGUAUAGAUAUUAUUCUAUGUAAAUACUCUAUAUUAAAUACUCAACAAUGUUCAUUUUCUCUUUAUCAACAUGUAUUAAAUGAAACUUUACGUUUAUUUAUACCAAUUCAAGGUGAUAAUAUAGCAUUUAUUGGGUUUAUACGUCUUUUAAAAAAUUUACCACAUAAUGAAUGGAUUAAUCAUCUGAAUGAAAGUUAUGAUAAAAUUCAAUCAUAUCAACUAAUAAAUUUCUAUGAUCAUAUGAUUGAACUUAAAACUGAGGUUAACAGUAUUAAUACCAUCAUUCGUUAUUAUCAGGUUAUUACUGAUCAGAGUCAAAUAUGUCAUCUCGUAUGUCGAAAUCAUUGUGUACAACAAUCUCCAAAUCAUACAGAUUAUUUUGUAUCUCAAUCAAUAACAGAAUUAAUUUUAUUUUGUGUUAAAUGUAAUUUUAGUGAAAUUUCUCAACAACUCAAUCUUUCGAUUCUUCAUUCUCAUACAAUUCUAUCACGUGAUAUUGCAUUAGUUCGAUUUCAAAUUAUUAAUAUAUUUCAACAAAUAUCUAUCAAUUGUAUUAAUGAUCAAAAUGAAAUAUUUAUUAUUAAUGCAAAUUUUCAUAUAAUAAAUCAAAAUAAUACAUCUCGUUCAUUUUCUUGUUUAAUUAAUCCAAUGAAUAUUUAUCCAUAUCAUGAAGAAAUCACUCUUGAAUGUACAAAUUUUACUACACGUGCAGAUAUUAUUCUUUGGGCUGUAACGAAACAUAAACAUGAAGAAAUUCGUAUUUUACUUAAUCCAUUAUAUGUUACAAAUGAAAUUUUGAAUUCAAAUAUUCAAAUGAAGAUUUAUGGUAUUCCACAUGGUGAAAAAGUUUUCUUAGAAAUUAGUUCAUCAUUAUUUUCAAUAAAUGAAAGUUAUGAAUUAACGAUGAAUCAUUUAACUGAGAAAUUAAUUACAAAAAUGAAUAUUGCAUUAGAAUGGAAUUAUUUUUCUAGUGCAGUUCGAUUAAUGAAUGAAUAUUUAAAUAUAUAUGAAAAUGAUUUUGAUCUUUUGGAUGAUCAUACUAAUCCACGUUUAGAAUUAGUUAAUCUUAAUCAAACAUCAUAUUUAAUUAGUAUUAUUAAUUAUUAUCGUUUAAUACUAAAUUAUAUCGAUCAAGAAUUACUCUAUAUUAAAGCAAAAGAUUUUUCACAAAAAAUCUAUUCAAUUGUUAGUAUCAUUAAUAAUCUAAUAUCAACACAAUUGCUCAAAUAUAAAAUCUUCUAUCCUGAAUCUGGUAAUAAUUAUCUUGAUCCUUAUUUUUCCUUGUUAAUUCAAUUAUCUUCGCAUCCAAAAAUAAUUACUUAUCAAACAUAUCAUCUACUUCGACAUACAAUUAAAUUCAUAUCAUUAUCUUUACCGGAUACAUCAUAUUCUUUUCUAAUGAAAGUACUUGACCUUUGUUAUAAUUUACGUAUAUAUAUAAAUGAUUUUGAAUCAAUGCCAAUAUCAACAAUAACAGAUACGAAUAGUCUAUUUGAAUUUAAUCAAAUGAUUAGUCGAAUUCUUGUUAUGAUUCAUACACAAUUUAAAUCCAAUAUAUCUUCCACUACACAAAUAAAUAGAACUAAUGAUGGUCUACUCGAUUUUAUUGUUAAUAUGAGUGCACCAUUUGUUACCAAACGUUGGGCAUUUAAAUCUGAUCAGUUUUUACCACGUUAUAAUAUGAAGAGUCGAACAUUUACAACAGAUCAAUUAAAUAUCUUAUACUAUCCUCAAGAAUAUAUUCCACUUAAUCAUGAAAGUUCAACUGAUUAUCUUCUUGGUCAAUUAUUUUCAAUUGAAUCAAAUAAUUCUCUAACAUUAAAUUCUAUAUCACAUAUAUUUUUUUCACUUGAACAAGUCUAUUUAAAUACAUCGAAUAUAUUACAAAAAUAUUUUUCGAAAAUCUUAUUAAUUCGUAUUGGAAAAAAUUUCUAUUCACAUAGAUUUUCAUUUCAAAUGAAUACAACAAAAUUAGCUCGAAAUAUUUCAUUAUUUUUUAUUGAUUUACCAAAUUCACAAAAAUAUUUAUUUACUAUCGAUAUUGCUUAUAAUAAUUCAUGUUUGAAAUCAAAACGAAUCUACGAAAAAAAUUUGAAAUAUACGCUUUCUUUUGAUUUAUGGCAAGAUAAUUAUUAUGUUUAUUCAAUACCAAUUAUACCAAUGUCAUUUGUAUGUGGACAAGUUGAAAUAACAUCGAAACAUGUAUCUAUUCGAAAUUUAAAAAGAACUGGACAAUUUCUGAUCAUUGAAACUGGUUGUUAUUCAUUUGAUAUGGAUAUUUAUGAAAAUUACUAUUCAAAGUUACAAAUCGAUAAAUGUCAAUUGAUCAAUGACAAUGAACUCCACUUAGGAGAUAAUUUACUAUUAGGUGCUCAUCUUACUUGUCGUUGUCAAUCUGCGAUUAAUAGAUAUUUUGUUCUAUGUCAACCAAAACCUAUUCUUGUUGAAUAUGAAUUAAAUGCACAAACUUGGCUUCAUUUCUAUAUCUAUAUUUCUGUAUUACUUCUAAUUUUUCUUUUUUUUGGUCUCUAUGCAAUUUAUAAAGAUACAUCGGACGAUUAUAAACCUCUAGUAUAUUUUGUUAAUGAUAAUCAUAUUGGUGCUGUAAAUAGUCAUCUUUAUCAAUUAACAAUUUUUACUGGUCUUCAACAAUCAACAACAAAAGAUUUUCAAAUCUAUAUUCGUUUAAUUGGUGAAACAUGUCAUGAUAUAUCGCAUUGUUUAAAUUUAAACAUUUCGAAUGUUUUUCAACGUGGUAGUGUUGAUCAAUUUCUACUUACUUCUUUUAUUGAUAUAGGACGAAUUGUCGCUAUAAAUAUAUGGCAUAAUGAAAUCAAUUUUCAAUCAGAUUUUUAUAUUCGUCAUUGUAUCUUAUAUGAUUAUAACCAUUAUCAUACCUAUUAUUUUUCUUGUUAUACAUGGUUAUCCUUACGAAAAGGUUUAAAUAGAAUUAAUGAGAUAUUUUAUGUUGCACAAGAAGUUGAUCAAUAUGCAUUUGGUCAUUUAUUUCUUUCGACAUAUUCUUGGCUUUAUUAUCAUUAUUAUUUAUUAAAUUCAGUUUUUAAAAAACAAAAAAUAAAUACAUUAUCAAGAAUCUAUCGAUUACAUAUUUAUUUUUCGUUAGUUAUUAUUCAACUUUAUUUGAUUCAAUUAAUUAUUAUUUCAUGUCGAAAAUUAAUCUCAAAUCAACGAUGUAUUUAUAUUUUUCCAUCAUUUCUUUUCCUAGUUGAUCAAUCAUUUGUUGCAUCCGGUUGGACGGAAAUUUAUCAGAUAAUUCGUCUCAAUUUCCUUCCAUCAAUUUUCAUUGCUCUGUUUCUUAGUUGUAUUACUGCUUUUUUAACACCGAUUUUUAUUUGGUGUUUAACAUGGUUAACAAAUCGACUUGAACUUUAUCGACAAUUAUUGAAUGCUAGAAUAAAUUAUGAACAUUUUGAUAAUUUACAUUCAACAUUAUAUACAUUAGCAUCAACUAUUGCUGAUUUAAAUCUCUAUCGGCAAGAUAUUGAACAAUUUGAAUUUAUUCAUAAAUUUGAUUUACAACAUCGAUUAAGUAUUAGUACAAUAGGAGAAAAUGAACAAAAUAUUUCACAAUCAGAUACUAAAAUUGAACAAUAUAAAUCACUUUUAAAUCUAUCGCAAAAUUCUCAAAUAUGGAAAAAUCGAGCUUUCAAAAAACCUGUUUUUCAAACACCAGUAUAUUCAAAACAUCCUGAAUCAAAUGAAAUAUUCAAUGAUGAUGACAAUGAUGAUCAUUCAUUAUCAACUGAUCAUAGUUCUCAAACAAGUAUACCAGACAAAGACAUCAUAAUACCUACUAUUAAUCUAAAAAUUAAUUGGCCAAAUGCACCUGAUCAACCAUCAUUGAAUAUGUUUCGAUUCUAUUCAUCUAUUUAUUAUGGAUUAUUCAUAAUUCCUGGUGGAAUAUCCAUUGUUUGUAUAUAUUUAACAAUGAAAACAUUUAUCGAAAUUGAAAAUUAUUUUUUAACAUCAACUAUUCUAUUUAUUCAUAUUAUAACUAUAUUAUUUACAUUAGUAUUUGAAUUAAUUUUUAUCUUAUUAAUAUCUUUACUGAAUGCAACAUUUUUACAUAUGACAGAUGAAGAAAAAUUUAUUUCAACAACUGUUCAAAUUCCAGUUUCAUCUACAAAUGAUAUUCAACAAAAUCAAUUAAAUCAUACAUUUACUCUCCAUCGAGAUUUAACAUUAACUGAUGUACAAUUACGUGAACGUAUUCGAGAACGUUUUCUUGAAUCAUCAAUUAUUCGUGCUGUUAGAGAUGUUUUCGGUUAUAUUUUAUUUAUGAUUAUUAUUAUCAUGGUAUUUGCAGAAACAUCUCGAGAUCUUGAAACACAUUUAACUAUGAGACAAUAUACAUUACAAUUACUUGUUCGUGAAGAUAUUUUUCAAAAUAUUGAUCAUAUACCGGAGACAAUGGAUUGGAUAAAUUAUUUUAUUGAAAAUCGUCUUUUUCUUCAACAUAAAGAUUAUUCUUGUCAAAAAGAUACAUGUAAUUAUUUUCCAAUACCUGAUUCACCAUUGUAUCUAAGUAAAAGUAUUCGUAUACGUCAGAUACGUGUUGAACGUAAAGAUUGUCAUAAGAAAAUCAAUGAUUUAUUCUAUCCUUUACUACCACCGACAUGUUCUGUUGAUGGAAAUGAUUUAAUGGAUAAUAAAUUAUCUGUUCUUAAUGGUCAACGAAAAUGUUCUGGUUGGAAUAAUGAAUUUUGUCAAGAUAUUUGUAAUUAUACGUCAAUAUGGUCUGCAUUAGCAUCUAAACGAAUAAUCAAAUUUUAUACAACAUACGAAUCUCCAUGGUAUUUUAUGUUACAUUUAUCAGCAAAAGAAACGGUUGAACGUUGUAAUCGUAAACGAAAAUAUUAUGAUUUAAAUAAAUAUAAUUGGUUAGAUGAAAAAACUUUAGUUCUCAUAAUUGAAGGAAAUUUAUAUUCUCCACAAACAACAUCAAUGAUAUCAUUUAUAUUAACUAUGGAAAAAAAUCAGUACGGAAUUAUUGAAAAAGAUAUUUUUAUUGAAGUAUCAGAUUAUACAUUAACAACAAUUGAUAAUGAAAUAGAAGUACAAAAUACUACUCAAGAAAUACCAAACAUAAAUAAUAAUAAUAAUAAUAAUGAAACUCCAUUUGUUAUUACACAUUAUUUAUUUACUGUUUUAUUAUUUUUCAUUUUUACAACAAAAUUAUUCGGUAUAGCAAAAUUUACUCGAAAUUUUGGUUUAUAUGGUUUUGUUUCUUUUCUUCGUACAUUACCGAAUAUUAUCGACGUUCUUCAAUUAAAUAAUCUAAUUCAAUCAUUAAAUAUUCAUAAUUUAUUUUUAUCAUUUCGUGUAUUAAUUAUUAAUAAAACAAUAUUAAAUCAUUUAAUUGGUUUAAUAUGUUUAUUUGCAAUAUUUAAAUUUCUUUAUUUACUUAAAUUUAAUCCGAAAACAUAUUUACUUGCUGAAACAAUGUAUAAAUCAUCUCAAGGAUUUCUAAUUAUAUUAUUUUUUGCAUUUAUGAAUUAUUUUAUAUUUACAUUAAUUGGUCGUUUACUUUUUUCCAAUGAAGAAAAUUUUCGAACAUUUUUUGUUGCUUUUCGUGUGGUUUUAAUUUCAUCGAUUAAAGAUGCAGCAUCAACGGAUAAUUUUAUUCCAAUAACAAUAACAAGAGCGCUAUGGCAAUUUUUUCUUUGGCUUUUUUCAGCAAAAAUUAUAGAAUAUUUUUUAAUAUCAUUUGUUAUUCAAAAAUUUUCAAAUAUUAGAAAAAAUCAUCAAUUAACAGAUGAAGAAAGAAUUGUGGGAAGAAUAUUUCAAACAUUUUGGACUUAUUUUGCUUUUAAUAAAAAAUAA